GGCAGUCGUCUUGGACUCUGUCAUCACCGUCAUUCUCGUUACACCCAUUGGUAGGUCUUGACUUUUACCAUUCAUGUUGCAUGCACUGAUCAAGAAACUUGCAGCUCACGUCAAUCGCUUCUUUGUCGCGUCAUUCGCGAAGCGCUCGCCCUCUGUUUGUGUUGGCACCAUCUCGUCGCUGGCAAAGGACAUCGCCGCAGAGGACAAGGAAACGUGGCGCGAGUAUCAUGAUAUCAUGACGCAAAGAAAACGAGACCCAGAAAUGUUCAAAUUGAAAUACAAAGAACAUCUUGAUGUUGCCCGGCAGCUACUGGAAGCCGCAAUCAAGAAAUGCGAUGUUAUCUGCCCUAACCCUAAGGGUUGAAAGACUGCAGCCGAGUGUCACAAUGGUGGCAGUAUAUCAUCGAUUUUGUCGGCCCUAACCACCUUCCUCCCGGCAACUUUCUGGCUGCCUUUCCGAAGCUAGCCACUCGACUGAACAGUGACAAAUA
This is a messenger RNA of Ilyonectria robusta, 491 nucleotides long. RefSeq lists its product as uncharacterized. Lineage: Eukaryota; Fungi; Ascomycota; Sordariomycetes; Hypocreales; Nectriaceae. The record is from RefSeq and is a predicted model, not a curated record. The transcript has a single exon. The coding region runs from base 74 to 364 and encodes 96 amino acids.